Messenger RNA from Frankliniella occidentalis (western flower thrips), 1621 nucleotides. RefSeq lists its product as uncharacterized. The transcript is spliced from 2 exons. NCBI's taxonomy places the organism in Eukaryota, Metazoa, Arthropoda, Insecta, Thysanoptera, Thripidae. Bases 41 to 250 code for a protein of 69 amino acids. The record is from RefSeq and is a predicted model, not a curated record.
AAGAAACGAGUUCCAAGAUUUAUCUGAUAGGUCCUGUACGAUGUUGCAAUGGCUUGAAGUUCGGCACAUAUAUAAGCCUGCUCAGCGCUACCAAAGCGCAAGUACUGUCUCUUACAAGACGAUCAACAUGGCCCUGAAGCUCAUCCUCCUUGCGGUCACGCUCACAGUGGUAGCAGCAGUAAGUACCGUGGACGCAGCAGCUGCCCGUGUGAGCUGUUUUGAAAGCCACCUGAAUGUGCCCGUGAAGUAAAGAAGCACGUGCACCACCGGUGCUGUAUAUGCUUCACUGUUCCGGGGCUGAACGCAUUCGUACAUUGUCAAGCCUAACGACCCGCUUUUCUAACCGGGAAACCGAAAGGCUCGUAAACUUUUCAUCUUGCCAGGACGACGUGCAGCCCAUCGGAUUCCUGAGUGUUUUCCCCAUGGCGUGGUCUGUUCCGCGUAGUUCUGCGAUCAAAACUACGCUUUCCCGAGCCGAUGAAAGCGCGCCGUCGGGGGUCGGCGGAGCCGACGGCCGCCCUGGCUGCCAGCGCGUCGCGAAGCGGAAGCGGGACAUAGGAAAUAGAGGGUGGUCCACAUUACCCCGUAUGGUCCAUAUUAGCCUGUUUUACGGUACCGAAUACAUUAGUAAAAUGACGAACAGUGAUUGUAGCUCGGUUGAUGUCCUAAAAGAACGAUCCUGGACAGAAGGAUUUUUAAAAACAACACUCUAACAUCCUGAUCUAUUGACACGAUCAAAUUGUUAUGUUACAAAUAGUUUGUUUUGUACCGCCACGAACAGCUCGGAACCGAAAUUGACGAAUAAUACUCGUUAAUUUCAAUUACGAACUAUUCGUGACAGAUAAAUAUCGUGAAAUGACGAAAUUCACUAACAGUGUUCUGAAGUAUGCUCUAACGGAGGGUCCGUUGCCAGCCCCCUUAGUAUCAGAUGAAUGUCUACAGUAUACAUCUGCAGAGCACCCGGUGGAGAGUCGUCUCCCACAAUGACAACAAUAAUGUAUGUAUCAUUUUUUGAGGAAAUGCGGAAAACUUUGAGGAACUUCCACUUUUUGGAAAAACUCCUCCGAUCUCGUUUCAGGUUUUAGGGACUCUUCUUGGAAAACGAGUAAAAAAAAAAUCAAUCCAAGGAAGUUCCUCAAAAUUUUAGCUUUUCCCUCUAAAAAUUACAUUAUUUUGACGGUGCCAUUAGAGAUCUACACAGAUGCAUCUUUGUCACCGGGCGCUCCACAGGUGUGCCUUUGUUACCGGGCGCUCUGCAGAUGUGGCUUUGUUCGCCGGAAACGUCGAUUGUCGCGGCAUAGGCCAAGUCACGGCUUGCGCAUGCUUUUCGACAUCGUAAGCAGUUCCGCGUAGCGUAGUUGUAAUUUGACGCGCAUUUUCAUUAAAACUGGCUAUGAACAAACUGAUUUAUAAAUGUAACUAAUCCACUAGACCAUUUUGUUAUGUGCUGUAGGAAGCUUAAAAAAAUGGACUACGUGAACAACAAAGUAUACCGAGGAUCUCUUGUUACAGUACGAUUCAAAAUGCCCCAGCUGGGAUUACUGCAGCAUCUACACCGACGAGGAGUUGGCCAUCAUCUACUACAACUCGAAGUAUUGUAUGGACCUUGUCCCGGACAAGA